GAGGAGCAGUCGGGAGCGCGCUGUGUUGACGGACGCGAGUGACUGGAGAGGCAACAUGUCCACCACAGCCGCCGCGCAGCUUAACAACAAUGAAGAACCGGGCCUCAACGGGUCCUGGGUGGAGCUGGAGAUGAAUGGAAACACUCAGCAUCAGAGCCCCUCGCUGCAGGAGAAUGGGAACCAAGGCGAGUCCCAGGCUUCACAGGCCCUGGAGGCCGUGCAGGAGGAAGAAGAGGUCCUGACAGGAGGACUGGAGCAUGUGCCUUCCUCCUCCUCCAUCCAUAACGGAGACAUGGAGAAAAUCCUGCUGGACGCUCAACACGAGUCCAGUCCCAGCAGCUCGUCCUGCAACAGUCCUCCACGGCCACACAGUCCUGACCAGGACGAGGGUCAGAUCAUGUUUGAUGUGGAGAUGCCCAGCGAGAGAGACUGUCAGUCAGAAGAUGACAGUAUGGAGAAGGACAAAGAAGACGAUAUCCUCAUGAAUAAAGGAGAGAGUUGGGUUGCAGACUGGUCCAGUCGACCAGAGAAUAUUCCCCCGAAGGAGUUUCACUUCCGCCACCCGAAGCGUUCUGGAUCCGUGUCGCUGAGCAUGAGGAAGAGUGGCGCCAUGAAGAAAGGAGGAGUGUUUUCUGCUGAGUUCCUCAAAGUGUUCAUGCCCUCACUGCUGCUCACACACAUUCUGGCUCUGGGACUCGGGGUCUACAUUGGCAAGAGGUUGUCUACACCCCCCAGCAGCUCGUUUUAAACCCGGAUCAGAUGCCAGUGCCUGAACGCCCGUCAUUACCGCGGUGGCCAAUCCUGUGACCAUUCCCCCCUCUAUCUCUCUCUCUCUGUCUUUCUCUAAAAUCCCGUUUCCCACCCCAUCCCUCUGUCCGCCUACAGCUGUGUCGCACUUUCUUGCCUUUUUACACGUUUUUAUUUGAGCUUGUGCUGUAAUUAUUCCUACUACACAAACUUAAAUCUUCAGACAACACUUCACCGCUACAGGCUUUGUUUUCGCAUGACACUCUUCAUAUGCAACUUAGAGUCUUUGCGUGAUUCUGGAAGUUUCUAUUUCACAUGUUAUAGUGCCAUCUUUGCAAGUAUGUUGUCUCUUGAUAGGAAAUUUAGAUGUCGUUUCAUCCUAGAGAAGUAAAUCUAGCUCAUUUAAAGGGAUAGUUCACCCAGAAAUGAACAUUUACUCAUUAUUUACUCUCGUUCAAGUGGUUAUGAACCAGUUUCUUUCUGUUGAAAAUAAAAGAUGAUUUGAAGGAAGCUGAAAAUCUGUAAAGUCUUCCAAAGUAGAAAAAACAGAUACUAUGGAAGUCAAUGGUUACCGGUUUUCAGCAUUCUUCUAAAUAUCUUCUUUUGUGUCUAACAGAAGAAGAUCCUACAGGUUUGAACAAGUAAAAGAUGACAGAAUUUACAUUUUAAGUGAGCUAUCCCUUUAAUUCUCUUCAUAAAUGCAUGCUUUUAUAGCAAAGCAAUGGCUUAUAUCUGACCAAAUCUUCGUUUCUGUAUGUCAGUGCACUCGUUGCAUUGUGUUGGACUGUUAUGACAGAUAUUUCCAGACCUAUUUUUGCGUAGAAUGUAAACUUUUAGAAGUUCCUUGGUUCAUUUGAAUGAUCUAGUAUGACAGACUCACUAAUAUCGCAGCGACGUUACUUUCACAAUACAUGUUUUUCUAAUGCAAAGAUGAUCAGCAUGGACGUACAUCUGUUUAAGAGCCAACUGGUCAGGUUAGUUGUUACACACUUACACAAACACACCGAUAUUCUGGUUUGCCUUGAUGCAUAUCUUUUCUCGCAGCAGUUUCUGACUCUGUAUCUUUGUGCCAAAGGGUUUUCCACCGCAAAACCAGUCCUUUGCACUGGACUCGGUCUGGUUUGGGUGGGUUAUUUACCUGUCGGUCACUCCACUCUGACACAUUACAAGGCCUUUGGUUUUACUGUGAACACCCUGUUUAUAUUAGUCAGUGUUUCUAUAGUUGUGUAUUAUACGCUGUUGUGUGUGUACUUUUGUCAACAGAUUCACACUUCCUGUAUAUAUUUUUAUGCAAUGUCGGUGUAGCUUUACUGAUGAAAGUUCUAGUUUAGAAACGUUUACACAGAAAAUCUGUCAUGAAUAUGUCCAGGUCGCCUGUGAAAUAAUUAUUAAUCAUUUUGGCUGAUUUUAUUUUCACUUCUAAAGAAGAAAGCUAGGGUUUAAAGACAUCUGAGCUGAUCUUUUUAUGAUUAUUAAGCCAGUUUUUCCCUUAUUAUUUUGCAAAGAUUAUUAUAAAUUGUGUAUAUGUAGACAUUUUUAUUUAUAUUUUAUGUUUGUUGCCUUUAAAAACAGAAAAAAAGUAGAUAUAUAAGAAAUUUGGAUGGAUGUAAUUCAUGCAGAAUUUACAAUAUAUAUAAAUGUAUUCAACUGAUGCUGCUUUUGUUUAUUUGCAAUUGUUUUACAGUAUUAAUCAAAUUGAAGUCUUAAAAAUAAUGUCACGAUAAAAAAAGAAAUAUUACUGCAUUGGUCACAUACAUUAUACAUUCAUAUAUAUAUUACUAUUAUUUAUAUUUCAUAUUUGUUGUCUUCAGAAACCGAAAAAAGUAAAUAUAUGAGAAUUUUUGGAUGGCGGUAGUCAUAAAUAUUAAUAUUUAUUUCAUGCAGCAUUAGCAGUUGUAUAUAAAUGUAUUCAACUGAUGCUGCUUUUGUUUAUUUGCAAUUGUUUUACAUUACUAAUCAAACUGAAGUCCUAAAAAUAAUGUCACGAUAAAAACAGAAAUAUUACUGCAUUGGUCAUAUACGUUAUAAUAUUUAAUACUUUCUGAUAUAUAUUACUAUUAUUUAUAUUUCAUAUUUGUUGCCUUCAGAAACCGAAAAAGGUAAAUACAUGAGAAUUUUUGGAUGGCGGUAGUCAUAAAUAUUAAUAUUUAUUUCAUGCAGCAUUAGCAGUUGUAUAUAAAAAUAAUCAAUUAAGACUGCUUAUGUUUAUUUUUUAAUUGUUUUACAAUACUUUUAUCAAAUUGAAGUCCUAAAAAUAACAUCACAAUAAAAAAUAUGAAUGGCUGCAUUAGUUAAAUACAUCAUAAUAUAUAAUAAUUUCUAAUCUAUAUUCAUAUUAUUUAUGUUUGUUGCCUUCAGAAACCAAAAAAAAAGUAAAUAUAUGAGAAUGUUUGGAUGGCGGUAAUCAUAAAUAUUUAUAAUUAUUUCAUGCAGCAUUUACAGUUGUAUAUAAAUGUAUUCAAUUGAUGCUGCUUAUGUUUAUUUUUAAUUGUUUUACAGUACAUUUAUCAAAUUGAAGUCCUAAAAAUAAAGUCACAAUAAAAAAUAUGAAUGGCUGCAUUAGUCAUUGACAUUAUAAUAUAUAAUAAUUUCUAAUAUAUAUUACUAUUAUUUAUAUUUCAUGUUUGUUGGCUUCAGAAACCAAAAAAAAGGAAAUGUAUGAGAAUUUUUGGAUGGUAGUAAUCAUAAAUAUUAAUAAAUAUUUCAUGCAGCAUUUACAGUUGUAUAUAAAUGUAUUCCAUUGAUGCUGCUUAUGUUUAUUUUUAAUUGCUUUACAGUACAUUUAUCGAAUUGAAAUCCUAUUAAUAGUCACAAUAAAAAAGAUGAAUGACUGCAUUAGUUAUACAGUUUUGUUUAUUUAUAAUAAAUAAUACUUUGUAAUGUAUAUUACUAUUAUUUAUAUUUAAUGUUUGUUGCCUUCAGAAACCAAAAAAAGGAAAUGUAUGAGAAUUUUUGGAUGGCUGUAAUCAUAAAUAUUAAUAAUUAUUUCAUGCAGCAGUUUCAGUUGUGUAUAUAAAUGUAUUAAAUUAAUGCUGCUUAUAUUUAUUUUUAAUUAAUUAUUAUUUAUUAUUAUUUAAUUAUCAAAUUGAAGUACUAAAAGUUAUGAAAAUAAAAAAAUAUUCAUAAAAUAUAAUAAUUUCUAAUAUAAAUUACAAUUAUUUAAAUAUUAUAUAUAAUUUAGUUUGUUGUUUUAAAGAGUAAGUAAAAGAUGUAACCUGGACAUUUUCAUGACAGGUUAUCGUUCACCCUGACAGUAUCUAACAACACCUUUAGAUAGACCUUAACUUUGCAAUUAAAUAAGCUACCUUAAGCAGUUAGCAAGCCACCGUUUGCAUUUUCAUUGUGCCACACUUUACUACUUUCGCUGUGUUUUCCUGCUUUUUUUUCCUGUGUCGGAGGGGAGGUGGAAAUACAAGAGGCCAAUUUAGAGUCAUUUCAGCCGUGCCUGGACUUUUGUUUCAUUCUGAGCCCUAUUGCAUGCGUGUGUUCAGAAAACCCACAUCGGGAUGAGUGACGGAGGGGACGUUUUUAAUUGAGAACUGUGAAUGGAAUAGGUGUAGCACAUGCCAGAUAAGAUAAACUAACCCUGCUUGAUCCGUGUCAGGCAGGAUCACAAUACCAGAUGUUUUACGCACAUUCUUUUUAUUAUUUCAUUCUCUGUUAUAUCUCUCUUUUGUUGUUUGGAUUUGUGCUUUAAUCAAGAGUGUGCAUUCUGGAGGGCGGGGCCCUCGUUUGAUUGACAGCUCCAGCAUAUGUUUCGUUUGAAUUCCAAUAGAGACUGGAGUGAUGAAGCGAAGAACAUGAAGUUCCUUGUGUUUAGAGGAAAACUGAUAUUAAAAUAUAACCUGACAUUCA
This is a messenger RNA of Danio aesculapii, 4602 nucleotides long. RefSeq names its product BCL2 interacting protein 3 like a (gene bnip3la). Gene Ontology annotation, cellular component: mitochondrial envelope; nucleus; mitochondrial outer membrane. Lineage: Eukaryota; Metazoa; Chordata; Actinopteri; Cypriniformes; Danionidae. Gene Ontology annotation, biological process: mitochondrial outer membrane permeabilization; defense response to virus; positive regulation of apoptotic process. Bases 56 to 748 code for a protein of 230 amino acids. The transcript has 6 exons. The record is from RefSeq and is a predicted model, not a curated record.